AACUCUAUUUUUUUUUUAAUUUCCAAAUUUAAUAUUCCGUAACAUUUUUGCUUUGCCCUAUUUAUAAAUAGAGGAGGUUAAAUCUUAAAAUGGAGCCUUCAAAACCUUAUCCUUUGUUCUUCACUGUAAAACCCUCCGUCAGGGUUUUUCAUUCUAUCCAAACAAAAGUCUGUACAUUCAAAUGGAGCGUCCGAAGUUCGGGAAUUCAACGGCGGCGGCAGAGAGCAACGCCGGCGGCGGCCAAGGGAAUGAUAAGAAGAAGAGGAUUAAAAAAAUGCCGGGGCCGAAGGAGAUGAUAUCUCACUACGAGUCCCAGGGUAUGGGCACCGAAGAGGCUUCCCUAAAGGUGAUUGAGGAUCUCCAGAAGGUUCUGUUCAGGAUGGCCGUAACUUCCAGAGAAAAUGGAGGCGCCACCGGUUCCGCUGCCGGCACUACUUCGAGAAAGCUGGAGUCGAUAAACUCGAGGUUGAUCAGCCUGGACAUGAAAAUGGACUCCAAGCCUAGCUAUCCUCAAACCCUAGCUAUUGGGGUCGCUUCUGGCGCACUUGUUCAGCUCUUCCCCCAUGUCGCCGGUGCUGCUGUUAACGUUUGGAAUGCCGUUCGCUCUGCUACUAAAUCUAAUCCUUGAGUUUCAGUUUUUGGUUUAAAUUGUGAUGAUGAGCAAUUAUUUGUCUCUAUAUUAGUUUUGAUUUGUUCUGAGUAUGCAUUCACUUCUAAUCUUUCUUUCUUCGGUAGUUUGGAGUGAAAAUUCCCCUAGUGAGCUGAAGUUCUUUGAUCAUAAAAGGAAAAGAUAAUUAAAAUUUAUUCUAGAUCC
Ipomoea triloba (trilobed morning glory) is the source of this 814-nucleotide messenger RNA. RefSeq lists its product as uncharacterized. The transcript has a single exon. The record is from RefSeq and is a predicted model, not a curated record. Bases 182 to 628 code for a protein of 148 amino acids. Lineage: Eukaryota; Viridiplantae; Streptophyta; Magnoliopsida; Solanales; Convolvulaceae.